Messenger RNA from Paramisgurnus dabryanus, 890 nucleotides. It is a transcript of the gene glrx5, whose product is annotated as glutaredoxin 5 homolog (S. cerevisiae). Gene Ontology annotation, cellular component: mitochondrial matrix. The record is from RefSeq and is a predicted model, not a curated record. Lineage: Eukaryota; Metazoa; Chordata; Actinopteri; Cypriniformes; Cobitidae.
AUACUCCAGGAGGCGGGGCUUAAUAGUAGUGGCUUACUACGGUGAGGCUCGGUGGCUUUGUGGCUCGGUGUAAAGAUUAGUGACAAGCGCAUUUAAACAUCUGGAUCAUAUCCAAAUCUGAAUGAUGAACGGCAUUAUUAGAUCGACAGCUCGGUGUCUUCGAUCGGAAGCAUGGCGUUGCAGAGCAGUUCAGAAGGAAGAGCUGCUGUCUGGUUGGGCCCGACUCAUGUGCUCCUCAGCGGGUCAGAAGAACCUAGAAGAGAUGGUAAAGAAGGACAAAGUUGUGGUGUUUAUUAAAGGCACUCCGGCACAGCCCAUGUGCGGAUUUAGCAACGCCGUAGUUCAGAUCCUCAGAAUGCACGGGGUCGACAGUUACGCUGCUUAUAAUGUUUUGGAUGACCAGGAUAUCAGACAAGGUAUAAAAACUUUCUCCAACUGGCCAACGAUUCCACAGGUCUUCUUCAAUGGAGAGUUUGUUGGGGGCUGUGACAUUCUUCUUCAGAUGCAUCAGAGCGGAGACCUUGUAGAGGAACUUCAGAAGCUAGGCAUCAGAUCAGCACUUCUGGAUAAAGAAAAAGAGUCCAAAUAAGUCUUAAUGUAGCAAAGAUAUAGGGUGUUGAUCAUUGGUGUGAUUCUCCAUUGAUCUAAGCCUCAGAGUAGACUGGGUAACUUUACCUGUUAAUUGUAAAUCCACCCUGAGAGAACUGAAGAUGAUGUCAAAUCACCCAAACCCUGAGAAAUCACAGUAAAAUGUUUGACAUAAUUGAUCAUCUUUGUUAUUUCAGAUAUAAUAUUAGACCACGGCUUAUUUAAGAUGUUAUAUUUUCAAAUGUAUUAUGAAUGUAUUUUAGAUGUAUAUGAUCUUUUGCCAAUAAAAUAGUUUAAAAGCA